UUUCAGAUCGUAGGUCAGAAAGCUCAGCUAGUACCUGGAAGCUUGGAGUGCAGCGCAGCGGCAGGUUUGGGAGUUCUUUGUAGUUCCCAUGGAAACCUGGCUGCGGGCGGGGCCAGGCGCCGGCUGUGCUAAGGGGCCGCCGCGGAGCUGCCAGUCAAGCGGCCGUCGGGGUCUGGGAGCGCCUUUCCCCGCCCACCCAGCAGUCCGGACGCGCGUGCGCGGAGCCGGGCCCCGGGGUGGGGGGGGCCGCGCUGGAGAAGCUUCGGCUGGGAAAUGGCGGCCGCGGGCUUGGUCGCUGUGUCAGCCGCUGCCGAAUACUCUGGCCCAGCCGCUUCGGGAGGAAACCUCCCCGCUGUUAACUGCGGUCCAAACUCUGGGGCGGCCUCUGGUCCCGGCCCAGGCUCAUGGAGCCGCUCCCUGGAUCGAGCGCUGGAGGAGGCGGCGGUCACCGGGGUGCUGAGCCUGAGUGGCCGGAAACUGAGGGAGUUUCCCCGCGGAGCGGCCAACCACGAUCUGACGGACACCACCCGGGCCGACCUGUCACGAAAUCGCCUCUCAGAGAUUCCUAUAGAAGCCUGUCACUUUGUUUCUCUUGAAAAUCUCAACUUGUACCAAAAUUGUAUUCGGUAUAUUCCAGAGGCAAUACUAAAUCUACAGGCUCUAACAUUUUUAAAUAUUAGUCGAAACCAGCUGUCAACAUUGCCAGUGCACUUGUGUAAUUUACCAUUAAAAGUCUUAAUUGCUAGUAAUAACAAAUUGGUCUCCCUUCCAGAAGAAAUUGGACAACUCAGAUAUUUGACAGAACUUGAUGUAAGCUGCAAUGAAAUUCAAACUAUACCUUCCCAAAUUGGUAAUCUGGAGGCCCUGAGAGACCUUAAUGUAAGAAGAAAUCAUUUAGUACGUUUGCCUGAAGAACUGGCAGAGUUGCCUUUGAUACGGUUGGACUUCUCAUGCAAUAAAAUUACAGCAAUCCCUGUCUGUUACCGGAACCUGCGGCACCUGCAGAUGAUAACCCUAGACAACAAUCCACUGCAGUCACCUCCUGCACAGAUAUGUAUAAAAGGCAAAAUCCACAUCUUUAAGUACCUGAAUAUACAAGCUUGUAAGAUUGCUCCUGAUCUACCUGAUUAUGAUAGGAGACCCUUGGGUUUUGGCUCCUGCCAUGAAGAAUUGUACUCAAGUCACUCGUACGGAGCUCUAGAUUCCGGGUUCAACAGUGUGGACAGUGGUGAUAAAAGAUGGUCAGGGAAUGAACCUACAGAUGAAUUUUCAGACCUGCCUCUUCGAGUAGCAGAGAUUACUAAAGAACAGAGGCUGAGAAGAGAAAGCCAGUACCAGGAGAAUCAUAGCAGCUUAGUAGUAACAAAUGGUGGAGUGGAGCAUGAUCUGGAUCAGAUUGACUACAUUGACAGCUGUGCUGCAGAGGAAGAGGAGGGUGAGGCGAGACAACCCAAGGGCCUGGACUCAGACAGCCUCAGUUCACAGUUCAUGGCAUAUAUCGAACAACGGCGUAUCUCUCAUGAGGGUUCACCCAUAAAACCAGUAGCAAUUAGAGAGCUUCAAAAAACAGAAGACGUAAGAAGAUACUCAUAUCAAAACAGGGUUCCAGUUGAGCCAUCUUCUCUCUUGUCAUUGUCACCAAGUCACAAUCAGCUGUCGCAUGCAGACCUAGAACUUCAGCGGCGAAGAGAGCAGCUGGUGGAGCGCACUCGGAGGGAGGCUCAGCUUGCAGCCCUGCAGUAUGAAGAGGAGAAAAUUAGGACCAAGCAGAUUCAGAGAGAUGCUGUCCUGGACUUUGUCAAGCAAAAGGCAUCACGAAGUCCACAGAAGCAGCAGCCAGCCUUAGAUGGGGAGUGUCCCUUCCCAUCCAGAAGGUCUCAACACACUGAUGAUAGUGCCUUGUUAGUGUCGCUGUCAGAUUUGAAUCAAGUGAGCUGCGCUGCUGCCACCCUGUCCCAUUCGUCAGCCUUCACUCCUCUUAAGAUUGAUGGCAGAUCUAGUGCUAUUUCAAGUUCACCUACGACAGAAACAGUUCAUCAGUCCUCUGCAUAUCCUUUUCCUGCUGCUGUCCAGAGAAAUCCACCCCCACGCCCUGAAAGCUUCCUUUUCCGAGCGCCUGGCAGGGCAGAAGCAAACCAAGGUCAUGCUUCACCCCUUCUUCCAUCCUCUGUACCUGCCACUGAUUCUGCAGAUCCCAUAACAAGACAGAGAGAGGAAGAGCUGAAGUUAAUUGAGCAACUUCGGAAACAUAUCGAGUACCGGUUGAAAGUAUCCCUGCCAUGUGAUCUUGGAGCAGCUCUGACCGAUGGUGUUGUCCUUUGUCAUUUGGCCAAUCACGUGCGGCCUCGAUCUGUCCCCAGCAUCCACGUUCCAUCACCAGCUGUACCUAAAUUAACAAUGGCAAAAUGCAGGCGAAAUGUAGAGAAUUUCCUAGAAGCUUGCAGAAAAAUUGGUGUACCUCAGGAGCAAUUAUGUUUGCCUCUCCACAUUUUAGAAGAGAAAGGGCUGAGCCAGGUGGCAGUGACGGUCCAGGCUCUCCUGGAACUCGCCCCGCCCAAGCAUCAGCAGCACCCGUUAUCUGCUGUGUAAGGACUCCGGGACUUUGGCGUCGGCUGGCCAAAAUCAGGAACAGGACGUUGCGGUUGCUGCUGCCAGCUGCCUGCUUAAACAAAGCUAUUACGUGUUCUUAGGAGGGACUGUUUCCAUGAUUCCUAACAGGAAUAUUUGACUUCAUUUCUCCAUUUUAGGGGAGGUUAUAUCCAUUUGCAUUGAAUAGUUUUAGGAAGACCAUUUGGUUUUUCUCCCAUGAAACUUGUGUCAUGACUAAGAACCCAGCCUGGAAGCCCAGAGUGGCCGUGCCUUGCUGGAGAACAGGAUGCCACACUCGGUGCGAGGCUCAGCCACUCUGCUGUCUACACAGGCCGGUGCAGCUGGAUUCCACGGGUUUGUAAAGCUGGCUGUUCAUUCAACUCCUGAAGUUAACAGUACAGAUCCUCAAUCAGCGGGUCUGGGAAGGGCCUGGGACUUGGCAUUCUCAGCUGACAUUCCAGCUCUGUUUCCUGCAGUGGGAACCACUAUUUGAAGUCAGAUGUUGCUAUGGUUUGAUGGAGGUGUGUGAAUAAUCUAUUUGCUGUACUCAAGAGCAACAUUUAAAAUCAGCAGCUAUAUAAUGAAAACUUGGAUUAUUCUGUCAAGGGCAAAACAAAAAUAAUAUAGAAGGCCUAUAUUUCCCAGAAGGAGAGGAAAAAAAACAACCCUAAGAGAGUUGUAUUUAGGCCAAUGUUCAGGCCUCUCCAUUCUGGCCCACCCUGAGUGUUCCUAUCUUGAGGACGGGGGUCCAGUGUAG
Ochotona princeps (American pika) is the source of this 3346-nucleotide messenger RNA. RefSeq names its product leucine rich repeats and calponin homology domain containing 3 (gene LRCH3). The record is from RefSeq and is a predicted model, not a curated record. The transcript is spliced from 21 exons. The coding region runs from base 274 to 2589 and encodes 771 amino acids. Lineage: Eukaryota; Metazoa; Chordata; Mammalia; Lagomorpha; Ochotonidae. Gene Ontology annotation, molecular function: protein binding.